CAUUCGCUUGAACUUGUAGAAAAUGUGAGGAGGCAAUAAAUAUUCUUGAUGAUCGUCAGUCUCGUGUGAGCAUCAGUUGAAUAAAGUUCAGUUUUAAACAAAAUGAGUGAAGGAAAAGUUAUUACAUGCCGUGCUGCCGUUGCUUGGAAGCCUCAAGAACCUUUCAAGAUUGAGGAAAUUCAGGUUGAUCCACCAAAAGCAGGAGAAGUUCGUGUUAAAGUCAUACACACUGGAAUUUGCCAUAGCGAUGUUUCAGCAUGUUCAGGUAAAUUUAUCGGUGUACAAUUUCCAGUCGUUGUUGGACAUGAAGCUUCUGGAAUUGUUGAGUCAGUUGGAGACGGUGUUGAAAAUUUUAAGACCGGCGAUCACGUCAUCACCCUUUUCUUACCACAAUGCAACAAAUGCCGCGUAUGCCAAAAAGGAAAUUCCAAUGCUUGUUUGGAAUUUAUGGGUGCUCAAAUCAGAGGCGUAAUGCCCGAUGGAACUUCGCGUAUAAGUUGUAGAGGUGAAACAUUGUACACAUUUGUUGGAUGCUCAACCUUUGCUGAAUAUACUGUUGUUUCUGAAAUGAAUUUGGCUAAAAUAAAUACAAAUGCGCCAAUGGAAAAAGUCUGUUUAUUGAGUUGUGGAAUAUCGACUGGCUAUGGAUCAGCAGUCAAUACAGCUGGAGUUACAAAAGGAAGUACUGUUGCUGUUUGGGGUCUGGGAACAUUAGGUCUCGCAGCAAUUAUGGGCAGUAAAAAUGCCGGUGCUACAACAAUUAUUGGCGUUGAUAUUAACCCAGAAAAAUUCAAGCUUGCUGGUGAGUUGGGGGCAACUGAUUUCGUAAAUCCCAAAGAAUUAACUGAGCCAGUUGAGAAAUAUUUAAUGGAAAAGUAUGGUGGUGCCAUUGACUAUACCAUUGAAUGUGUGGGUCAAGUAGCAACAAUGACUCAAGCUUUUGAAAGUUGUGCAUUAGGCAAUGGCGUUUGUGUUCUUGUUGGAGUUGCUGACGUUACAGCUUUGCUUAAUAUUUCUCCAGCAAGUUUCUUGCUCGGAAAAGUAUUAAAAGGAUGCUUAUUUGGAUCAUACAAGAGCAAAGAUGCAAUCCCACAGUUGGUUGAAGAUUUCAUGAACAAUAAGUUUAAUAUCGAUAAAUUCAUAACGCACAGUUUAAAAUUGGAUGAUGUAAAUGAAGGCUUUGACAUGCUGAAAUCAGGAAAGAGCAUCAGAUCUAUUAUCAACUUCUAAAUCAUUUACUUUUAAUCAGUGUUGCAAAUGUAGAUGUCUACACUAGAUGAAGAAUGUAGAUUCUUCAAUAGUUUUUGUCUAGCUAAGAAACUUUCUUCAUAAAGAUCGAUUCUAUAUGAAGAUAGAAAAUCUAAUCUACACAAAGAUUAUUU
This is a messenger RNA of Chironomus riparius, 1382 nucleotides long. The record is from the annotation of a GenBank genome assembly. NCBI's taxonomy places the organism in Eukaryota, Metazoa, Arthropoda, Insecta, Diptera, Chironomidae.